UUCACAUCGACUCAUUCUAGAGAUCAGAGGAUAGUGUAUUGGAAGACACCAAAAGAUUGUAGUUCGGAAAGCAGAAUGAUGCAUGUCCCUUUGGUGCUUUUCGUUUUUGGGUUAUGUACAUUUAAAGAAACAUCUGAGGCUACCGACGUUGAGAAUUCUACGCUGGGAAGAGUGAUAGAUCUUCGAAAGGUCAACUUAUUGGCCGACUUCCAGGAGCAAGAGAACAGGAUCUUUGAGGAGCUCCCCCCUAAAUGUUUCGUGAAGAAAACUUUGAAGUCUUCGAGCAGCCACUUCGAGUAUUACGCAAAUACCAAGGAAUUUUAUAAAUCACUUGCCACCCAGUCAAGCUUGAGCGCCUCUUUGCAGUCCGCCUACUCGUUGGGUGUUACGGUAUCAGUAGCAACAAAGAGCAAAAGUUCACAGCAAACUGAAGUGAGUGGCAUGUCUUUAAUCAAACAGGCGUUAACAGAAAAGAUCCACGUCGAUAAAGAAUGUCUAGUAAGUGAAGACAUCUCCACCUUGAAAGGAACAUUUCUGAAGGACUUCGAGGACUUGCCCGUAAACAUCGAAAAUCCUUGGGAACCAAACUCAUGGAGAAGGUAUCGUAAUUUUCUCAAGGAAUACGGUUCUCAUGCUAUAACGUCUGUGAAGCGCGGAUCAAGAUUUCAGCAGAUGACAUUCGCAGAGAGCUCGAAGGCCUACACUGAAAGGGAUUUCCAAGUAAAAGCUUGCGUUUCGGUCGCAGGACCUUCCCAGGUUGGAAAGGUUGGCGUCUCUGCAUGUUCAAACGUAAGCCAAAGUGAGAUAUCCAACGCGACCAGGAUGAGCACAAGCGAGAAACGCUUUGUCAGAGGUGGAAAAAGGGAAACAAACAGCGAGCUGGCAAACGGGGCGACGUCGGUUGAAUUGCUUAGCCAACUCAUGAAUGAAGCAGAUGAAUUUCCCGCGUCUGUUCAGCACACCUUCAUGGCGAUCUGGACCAUCCUACAGAGCCGAUUUAAACAGGGAUCUCCUAACAAUAUCCGAGCCACAAACCUUGAGUACUACUACCUUGGGUUCUUGAAUUAUGGUUGUCCAUACAUAAGUAACUCUGGACUUGCCAUACAAAAAUUUGACCAUACCAGUGGCUCCAGCGAGGAGUAUCCAGAAUUCGAGUGUACCCUGGCAAAAGAGGGCUUGAAACAAGGUGCAGGUGACAGUAAGAUAACUGCAUACCCAAACACAUUUGAGGAUUGGGGGUGGCGUGGUUGUGAUUGGAAACUUGCGGGAUCUUGGUGCAAGUGCUACAAUGAAAAUCGUGAUCAGCGGAAAACUGUGUGGUCCUUGCCAAACAGAGAUGCCCCUACACAUAAAGCAUCAACCAAAACCGCUGCAAAGAAGGCAGAAGAUUAAUGUCUCCGAAGUACACCGCUGGAAAAUAGAAAUUAAAAACGAAAGAAACUUUAAAUUUUGACGCACUUACGUAAUUAUUGAAAUUUGGCACACUUAAAGUUAGAAGUAUGCAUGUGUCUCAUUUUGUCUGAAUAAAGGAUUGAAUGUGUACAUGUCUCCACAUUUGAUAGCACCCACGCCCUGUUUGCGUAGAGAUCGUACUGAAAAGCUAUUUUCCUAAGAA
Messenger RNA from Pocillopora damicornis (cauliflower coral), 1615 nucleotides. Its product is annotated as DELTA-thalatoxin-Avl2a. The record is from RefSeq and is a predicted model, not a curated record. NCBI's taxonomy places the organism in Eukaryota, Metazoa, Cnidaria, Anthozoa, Scleractinia, Pocilloporidae.